UUUCAUGUUAAUAGUGUCAUUCGUGAAACAUAAGCAGUAGUAGAGUUUACAAUUUCACUGCCUAUUUCCGAGCUAGCUACUGAAUCAGAGAGUAGUGAGUAGGGUUUUGUGCAGAGGUUUUAGAGAUGGCGAUGGCGAGUCACAGACCCGGCGAGUUAACUCAUCAUCGACUCCUCGAUUUCGUUAAAACAGCGCUUAUCAAAAUCUUCGUCUCCCCUUAUGCCUCUGUAUGUGAUAUGUAUUGUGGGAAAGUAGCUGAUGUGGAGAAGUGGGAUGAAGCUCAAAUUGGUCACUACAUCGGCAUUGAUGUGGCAAUGUCGGGAGUGAACGAAGUGAAGGAAGCGUGGGAGAGUCAGCGGAAGGCUUACACAUCUGAGUUCAUUGAGCUUGACCCUUGUAUUUACAUUUUCUGUGCAGGAAGAUAUAGACUCCUAUUGGAAGGACAAGGAAAAGCAGGCCGAUAUUGUUUUCUGCAUGCACAAUUUACAGUUGUGCUUUGAUAGUGAAGAGAAAGCAAGGAGGUUAUUGCAUAAUGUAUCAUCUUUGCUUAAACCUGGGGGUUACUUUCUUGGUAUUACUCCUGACUCAUCUACUAUAUGGUAUGAAACUAAAAACUGCAUGGUUGACUUAUGUUGUUGUAGUCUUUUUUCUUUUCAUCUUGCUGAAGUGGGGAGUCUUCUUAAUGCUUUAAACUAGCUUAUGUUAUUUUGUCUCAGUUUCCGCCUAGUCUUAUUUGGUUCUUUGCACUCCAUGUGACCUUGUGGUUGCUGUAGAGGAAAAUACCAGAAGAAUGUUGAAGCAUACUAUAGUAGGAACCCAUAGGACUUCCAAAUUUAACCGUUUCAGAUGUAAAAUUAGCAUUGCUGUACUCUCAUAUUUCUUGAAGAGAUGAAUGGAGAAUAACAGAAUUUCUAAUUGUCCACACACUAUAGUAGGUCAUGAUUCUUAUUGUGAUAAUUCACAUUAUUCAACAAAUUGAGAAAGGAAAAAAGUUAGAUCCUUGUUUAUGGGCUAUAAUCAAUAUGUCGACUUCAUUCAGUAUGUUGGAUUAUAAAUUCCUCUUUCUUCUGUAAUGACUCCUUGAUUCUGUAGAUUCAUAUUAUUUGGUGUUCAUUUACAGAUAUGUAUAGUGUAGUCUUGUCCCACAUUGGAAGAGGAGUAAUAUCUCCU
This is a messenger RNA of Nicotiana tabacum (common tobacco), 1170 nucleotides long. Lineage: Eukaryota; Viridiplantae; Streptophyta; Magnoliopsida; Solanales; Solanaceae. The record is from RefSeq and is a predicted model, not a curated record.